Molecule: messenger RNA, 3486 nt
Organism: Cavia porcellus (domestic guinea pig)
Lineage: Eukaryota; Metazoa; Chordata; Mammalia; Rodentia; Caviidae
Product: zinc finger protein 14-like
Exons: 4
Coding region: 1-2397 (798 amino acids)
Biological process (GO): regulation of DNA-templated transcription
Source: RefSeq, a predicted model, not a curated record
AUGAGUUGGAGUAGGGUGCGUUAUGGACAGAAGUGGUUCGGAAACGGCUGUAGCGAUAUCCUUACUGCCCCCUGCUUCGCUGCAGGCGCCCAGGUCUCCCUGGUCUUGUGCGCUGCAUCGCCCUCUGAAACGUUUCCCCUUUGCCGAGGCAGGGACAUUGCUGGGUCCGCAGCAUGCAGACACUGUGCUGUGACACUGCUGCCCCACGAUCCCUUCCUGUGCGGCCCAGGCGGAGGUGACUCUCCCCGGGUGUGCAGUGAGCAGGGAUUUUGGAGGACCCUGGGAUCAUUCCUCAGUGAUGGAGAAGUCAUCGCUUCAGUUUCUCACGAGUCACUAACCAUGGAGGAUGUAGCUAUGAACUUCACAAUGGAGGAAUGGGCUUUGCUGAAUCCAUCCCAAAAGAUGCUCUACAGGGAUGUGAUGUGGGAAACAUUUAUGAAUAUGACUGCUAUAGGAAGGACUUGGGAAAAACAUCAAAUUGAAGAAUACAAAUAUUUCUCAAGAAAUCUAAGAAAUGAAGAGGUAGCAAAAUGGUCUGAAUAUAAACCUUGGAAUCAAUAUGAAGACCUAUUCCUUUGGGCUUCAGAUGCCAAUAUGGACAUGCAACAAGCUGCUUUCAACCCAGUUGAGAACUUUGCUUGGAGAGAGCCCCCAAUUGGGCACUUAUCACAAAAUAUACCCAUGUUACCUCAUAUUGACAUGAAGUCAGAUGAAUAUUUGGGAUUUGAUGACCAUCUGUUUACAUUUAAUGAGCAGAGAAAAACCUGCCAUGAUCUCCAGUCCUUUCUAAAACAUGCAAAGACACAGACAGGAAACAUGCCUUAUCAAUAUGAGCAACAUGGCAAAACAUACUCUGAAAGUAGUAUAAUAACUUACCUUGUAGAGAAGACCAUUGUAGAAAAGAAAAGCAUGGAAGCUUGCAGGGCUCCCAGUGGUAUUCAAAUUUAUGAAAGUAUUGACACUGGAAAGAAACCAUAUAUAUGUAAGCAAUGUGGGAAAACUUUCAAUACACAAAGUUCUUGUAAAAUUCAUGAAAGAUUUCAUAUGAAGGAGAAACGUUAUGUAUGUAAGCAUUGUGGGAAAGCAUUCAAAACACACAAAGACUGUCAAAGACAUACAAGAAUUCACACUGGGGAGAAACCUUAUGUGUGCAAGGAAUGUGGAAAAGCAUUCAUUACAAAGAGUUCUUAUAACAUACAUGAAAGAACUCACACUGGAGAGAAGCCUUAUGUGUGCAAGCAAUGUGGAAAAGCCUUUUCUACAAAGUAUUAUUAUAACAUACAUGAGAAAGUUCACACAGGGGAAAAACCUUAUGUUUGCAAGCAGUGUGGGAAAGGAUUCACUAUGCAGAUUACCUGUAAAAUACAUGAGAGAAUUCACACUGGGGAGAAACCCUAUGAAUGUAAGCAAUGUGGGAAAGCAUUUAGCACGCUCAGUAGCUGUAAAGUACAUGAAAGAAUUCACACUGGGGAGAAACCCUAUGUAUGUAAGCAGUGUGGAAAGGCAUUUAGCACUCACAGUUAUUGCCAAACACAUAGGAGAACUCACACUGGGGAGAAACCAUAUAUUUGUAAACAUUGUGGGAAAACAUUCACUACACGUUUUUUUCGUCAGAUACAUGAAAGAACUCACACUGGGGAGAAGCCUUAUGUGUGCAAGGAUUGUGGGAAGGCAUUCACUGCAUACCAGUACUGUCAAAAACAUGAAAGAAAUCACAGUGGGGUGAAACCUUAUGUUUGCAAGCAAUGUGGGAAGGCAUUCACUUUGCAGAAAACUUGUAAAAUACAUGAAAGAAUUCACACUGGGGAGAAACCUUAUGUGUGCAACGAAUGUGGAAAAGCAUUCACUAGAAAGUGUUCUUACAAAAGACAUGAAAGAGUUCACACUGGUGAGAAACCUUAUGUGUGCAAACAUUGUGAGAAAGCAUUUACUACUUACCGAGAGCAUCAAAGACACGAAAGAACUCACCUUGGGUCAAAACCUUAUGUUUGUAAAUACUGCGGGAAAGCAUUUACUACACAUGGAGACCAUCAAAGACAUGAAAAAACUCACACUAGGGGGAAGCCUUUUGUAUGCAAGCAGUGUGGAAAGGCAUUUACUACCAAAAGCUAUUCCAAAAUACAUGAAAAAAGUCACACAGGGGAGAGAUCUUAUGUGUGCAAGCAGUGUGGGAAGGCAUUCUUUACCCACCAAUCUUGUCAAGUACAUGAAAAAAUUCACACUGGGGAGAAACCAUAUGUGUGCAAGAAAUGUGGAAAGGCAUUCACUAGGAAGAAUUCUUAUAAUGUACAUGAAAGAAGACAUACAGGGGAGAAACCUUAUGUGUGCAAGCACUGUGGGAAGGCAUUCACUACACGCAGAUACUGUCAAAUACAUGAAAGAAGUCACACAAGUUAAAAUUCCUAGAGUGUCAGCCUUGAAAAGAUUUGCUAAUUCUCAUUUUAGGUAUAUAUAUAUAUAUAUAUAUAUAUAUAUAUAUAUAUAUAUAUCUCAGUGGGUAGAAACCUGUUUUAUAUAAGCAGUGUGGAAAAGAGCAUUCAAUGAACAGUUUUUUAUCAACUACAUAAAAGAAAUAUCCUGGAAAGAAACCCUAAAUGUGUGAGCCUAUUUUGAAAAUCUUGUGAAAAUUCCUUAUAGAGUGGGGGCCUGUGCAAGUUUAAUCAGAUAUUUGAGGUCAUCACUUCUUCAUAAAUUUUCCAGAAAAUACAGUCCCAGAUGGAGAUGCCUUAGAAUGUAUUCCGUCUGUGUUUUUCAGUAAAUCACUUGUAAAGUCUGAACAUCUGUAGUGCUUAAAAAUAUCUUUAAUGUUUAAAAAAAAUUGACGUAAUAUAUUUUUAUGUAAGCCAUUAUCCUUGAACUUAAAAUAUAGUGUCUUCUAAUUAAACAAGGAAAACUGAAAUGUAUUUCUCACCUGUUUUUUUGUACUGAGGAUUGAACUUACAACCUCGUGCUUGCCAGGCUGGCACUUGUGGUACUGAGCUAAAUGCCUAACAUAUUUCUCACUUCUAAGUAGUUUAAUAUUCAUAUAGUUUUGAUUUUGUUUUGUUCCUACUAUUAGUAUUGAGCAAUACAAAGGUGUAUUUUUGUAGUAAUGUAAUUUCCCUGUAGUUUUGAUUUUAAUUUUCUGUUUAUGAACUUCUUAUUCUUUAAAAAAAUUGUUUUUCAACUUCAAGUUGUAGUAUGUAUGAGUAUGUAUGCAAAUUUAGACGUGAACAUACAUUUUUGAAAAAAGUUUGUUUUCACACAACCUGUAGAGUAGCACAUGAUUUUAUUUUGAUAACCUUAGUAGAAACCUGGAUAUAUCCCAACAUACUUAUAUCAAGUAUGUAAUAUCUAUUUUGCUUUCAAGUCGUCAAUAUUAUGAUUUACAUAGCUUUAUUUCCAUCAGCAUUUGACUUUUCAUGCUUAUAGUGUUAUGACUUGUCAUAAUUUUACCACCACUUAUACCUAAAAAUAAACCAACCUGCUGUUUUUGAUUGUGCAAGA